GAGCUUGAACUUGACGCUCGACGAAAACAUAUGGAGUUGCUUCAUCGGAGGUCUGCCGUAUAUUUUUGUUCGAGUCGGAUUCGAUCAAAUGGUUGUGCAGAGAUUUAUGGCUGCGAGGUCGGAACAUGACGCCAAGAGAAUAGCUGUCGUCAGUUCUGUGUUCGUGGUAUUCUUCUUCUUCGUCAUCGGAGUUGCGGGCGGGACCAUAAUUUAUUGGUACAGAGACUGCGACCCACUGCUGUCGGGAGCAAUCAAGAACUAUGAUCAGGUUGUGCCUUACUACUUAAAACAGAGCCUUUCUGAGGUCACAGCAAUGCGAGGUCUGUUUCUCGCGGGUCUCUUGGGUGCCACAACAAGCACAGUUUCAUCGGUAGUGAACUCUCACGCAGCGACAUUUUACAUCGAUGUUAUCGCGCCGUACUACAAGCUGUCCGAGGAGAAGGCGUUGAUUGUGAUGCGACUUCUGGCCUUUGCCAGCGGUGCAAUCAUGACACUAUUUGCAAUCGCAGUGCCGGCACUAGGAACAGCGACUCGGCUGUUCCUCAACUUCUACGCAUCUGCAUCUGGUCCUUUCUCUGCACUUGUCAUUCUAGCCGUAACGAGUCCAUGGGUCAAUUCAAAGGGCGCAGCUUGGGCAAGCUUGGUUGUUUGCGCAUUCCAGCUCUGGCAUGCGGUGGGGAGGAGCAUGUCGAGUGUGGGCAAGCCACCCGUAUUUCCUGGGACGCUCGACAGAUGUCCCACGCCUCAAAACGUCACGGUUGAAGCAGCCAGGAAUCUGUACAACACAGACACACAGAGUGCUUACGUCUUUCCGCUGUAUCGGCUGUCCUUCUUUUGGAGUUCCUUCUUCGGCGCCCUGCUCACGAUAACGCUUGCCGUGGUGCUGAGUUUCGCAACAGGUGGUAUACAAAAGUCUCAAAAGAAGGUACGCUUCGUCAGCCCCUUAUUUACGGAAUUCUGGAAAAAACUUAAACUCGUCGGCGAAGAAUAUGAGGUGAAUGCCCCAAUGACGCUGAACGGGGUGGUCAGCUCGGGCAACAAGUCUGACGAAGACGAGCGGACGAAGCUGGGCACGGAGAUGUCUCCAGUGUGCAAAGAGCGCACAGGCAGUGAAGUCACCAUCGUAAACGCCUCAGAGUGGCGAACGUAACCGAAGAGGCAUUCGAUCAUUGCGCUGUGAUCGGGUUUCAUAGCUGUGAUUCUAUCGAAGUCAACUCGCUUCUGCACUGACGAAGUCGUUUUCAUCUGGAAAAGUCGCCGCGCUCCUCAAGAUCAUAGCCGUUUCUGGAAUCUCGAAACACGUGUGCGGACUCAACAGGUGCGCAAGUGCAAACAGGCGUUGACCAAGCAGCACAGCGGCAUCUGCUUGAUGCUAUUACCUUCCAAAGUUCUGAACUUGCCCAUAGUAGCCUGUGGUUUUGGUGCUUGAUUGUUGACCCGAAGUUUGUAAGAUUGAAUUCCGGCCACCUCGAACGCACUUUGGGUAGUCGGAUAAUUCAGGAAGCCGAUGUUGCUCAAUUAAGGUGCUCGUAGAAGAGCUUCCGUUUGCCUAAUUUUCAAGCCCUCCACUGCAGCAUCUCUUAUAAUCAUAUAUUGUGGUUUCGGGUCGUAAAACUCUAAUAACUAUGAACUGUUAUCCCGAUAUUGGGGAAGUCCACAAUGUGCAUAUUCAUGGAAUUGUACACUUAGACUGAUUCGCGAGAACUUCAGCUAGGACAAAAAUGCAAAGUGUGUGGCCGCCUAGAUAGAAUGACAUCUCAUAAUCACAAGUAAGAGAUACAGAAACUAUAAGACAGGUGUCCUUUUUUUACAUGUUACUCCAUUUUUUGUGUGAGAAAAAAAUGAAGUUUGCUUUUGCAAUUCGGA
Rhipicephalus microplus (southern cattle tick) is the source of this 1866-nucleotide messenger RNA. RefSeq names its product putative sodium-dependent multivitamin transporter. Gene Ontology annotation, molecular function: symporter activity. NCBI's taxonomy places the organism in Eukaryota, Metazoa, Arthropoda, Arachnida, Ixodida, Ixodidae. The record is from RefSeq and is a predicted model, not a curated record. Gene Ontology annotation, biological process: transmembrane transport; sodium ion transport. Gene Ontology annotation, cellular component: membrane.